Molecule: messenger RNA, 2742 nt
Organism: Stereum hirsutum FP-91666 SS1
Lineage: Eukaryota; Fungi; Basidiomycota; Agaricomycetes; Russulales; Stereaceae
Product: PIN domain-like protein
Exons: 3
Coding region: 83-2602 (839 amino acids)
Source: RefSeq, a predicted model, not a curated record
GUUAAAGCCUGCCGCGUUCGUUUGCAAGACUCCACUCUAACUUUAAACUACCCCCUUCCACCACUCGCCACCCACCAACUGCAUGGGUGUGCACGGUCUUACCACAUAUCUGCGCGAACAGCAACGAAGUCUUGCGCAGACGUUAACGCUUCAGAAGGGGAGAGGGCCUUCUAUACCUCUUGUCGUUGACGGAUGGUCCUUCAUCUACGCAGUUCACGAACAGUCUCGAUUGCCAUGGGCUUUCGGUGGAGAGUACCAACAACUUGCUCACUGGGUAGCGAAAGUUGUUCGAGCAUGGAUUGAGGUUGGUUUCUCACUCCACUUCGUCUUUGAUGGUCCCUAUCCUCCCGCCAAAUUCCCUACAAAUAUCACGCGUGCAUCCGAAAAUGUUAUACAACCUUCCUUACUCUUUUUCAGGACAUCUCAGGCCUCUAGAGCCUCACCCAGAUUCCUACGCGAAAACGCCAUCAUACCGCCAAUUUGUUACGCUGUCUGUCUCGAGACCUUACGUUCUCUCCCAGUGGAGAUACACAUAGCAGAUACGGAGGGAGAUCCCUACGCCGUCGAGCUUGCAGGACGCCUUGGUGGCUACGUUACUGGACGGGACUCCGACUUCGUGAUUCUCACUACAGACGGAUACCGAGGUUACAUACCCCUCGACGAGAUGAUAUGGACCACAACCGAGACCGCCGCAGAGGAAGGGCCGGAAGAUGACGGUGGCUUUGUCGUUGCUCGUACUUCGAAAGCAAACAAGAAAGCCACCACAGGCUCUUUGCAGCGCGGUCAAGGCGUCAUUCCACCGGAUGGUACCACUGAUCUCACAUUGACCUGCUCAAUAUAUACACCCUUGAAACUCGCCACGCACCUAAAGCUACCCAUCACACUCCUUCCCCUUCUGGCCAGCCUUGUGGGAAACGACUUCACACCGGAUCGUCCGUCUAUGCAAUGGCAGUUCUUCGAACGUGACAUGACUGUUUCCCAGCGUAUAACACGGGUGGCGGCUGCACUACAUUCCAUCGUCUCCCAAGCCAGCGCAUCUCCACAGAAACGAAGAGUAAAGCGACCCAUCGCGAGUGUCAUAGACCUCAUCGAUCUAGCUAUCGAAGCCUUGUUACUUCGUCCUUCGGCAGGCGUUAUAGGAUCAGGGGAACGAGAGACAAUGGUGGAGAAGACAGUGGAGGCCGCGUUGCAAUACGCCAUACCGAAAACUCUCGAAGGUGUUGACUUGUGGCCGACCCCUGCCUGUGCUCUGCAUUUUCCCGAGCAAUGCCUCUUGGUAAACCACCUCUCACCACCUGUAACUUCCGCGAUGGAGGACGAGGAGAACGCUAUGCAGCGGAUCACACAACUCUAUGUCUCUGCUUACAGACAGGGCCGUUUCCAACCGAACCUCAUGAAUGUUUAUAACAGCGGAACAAUGUGGCCCAAACUUUUCCUUGAAGAUCCAGACAAGGAGCCCACCGCUCGCAGCAUUGGACGACCUCUCCGCGACUGGGCGUAUUCAAUCCUAGACGAUGGUAUUCCUUUGCCCGAGCCUCCUGUCGACGGAGAGCAGGAGCAAGUUUCGGAAGAAGGGCGGGACGUCGAUGAAGCAGAAAACGAAGACGACGAGGACGAGGACGAACUCAUUGAUGUGGUCGAAGAAGAUUCCGAGGGUGAAAGCAGUGAUCCUCUUGCACGUCUUCGUGGCGCUUUGGAAGAAUUACAUGUUCCAGAUUCAUCUUCCGAACCAUCGGCGGCGUCACAUCAUCGCCACCGCACAUCUUCCCGUCCGAAGGUCGUCACUGAACAUAUUCGUCGAGGGACCAAGCUAACUCCAGAAGACGUAUCUGUCCAGCUCCUGUCCACACUCCUCGCAUCUCUGAUGCCUGAUUUUAACGUCGACGAACAGCUUCCACUACAGCUACAACCCGAAGAAGAACGACUAUCCCUGUUCCUCCGAAUCCUAUCCUCAGACACCGCAUUAAUCCGAGCGCUCCCUCCCGCACAAUUGAUGGCCACAGUGGCGCUACGUUGGGUCGUACUCGUCUUAUACAAACGUGCUGAAGAGCACGGCUUUUCAAAGGACAAGGACAGGGAGAGAUGGGCGCCUACCGAGGUUGGCGCUUUCUUGACAUCCUUCACAUGGGCGGCCGCUACCUCCGCCGACGCGACUCCGACAAGCGACGUCGGUGCGAAUCCCGCCCUUACGCCACCGACGCUCGAGAACCGGAAUAUACAGCUUGUCGCCCAACUCUCAUCCGCUCUAGACGCCGUUGAAAUGCUAGCUCAGGCGCUUCUGCUCGGUGACCGAGUCAUCCAUCCAGCAUACGCAUUUUCUGGACAGCAUCUCCAUACAAUUCUGACGAGUCAACGGGGUCGGAUCUUCGACAAUAAAGAUAUGGACAAGGGAUUAUGGGAGACAUGUAUAGAGGGCCUACAGGAGGCGAUGAGUGAGGAGAGGGGAAAGUGGGGGAAAAAAGAGCGGAAGGCGAAGAAUGCUCAGAGUCACGGUGUAAGUGCCUCAUCUUCGUCGUCCGGUGCCAAGAAGGGCACAGCAACACAAGGGCAAGGUCUUUUUGGAAUGUUAGUUGACUUGGACGAGGACAAUGCCUCGGUUUGAAGAACUGUCCAGCUCCUGUAUGAAGUAUGCGAUGAUUCGGUGUAGCUCUUCCAGAGUGUAUCGCGUUCGAUUAUCUUUCACAACGUAUAGUGGUCGUGUAUCAUUCUAGGCCAAACAAGCUUUGUUCUUAUCUAUCUUCG